AACAGAAAAAAAAUGUAAAAAAGAUUAAGAGCUAUCCUCUACCGUUAUCUUUUGUACUUCUUAAUAAUCUUAUUGACUAUUAUGUUAAAGACAAGCAGUUACUUAUUUACUAUCCUCCAGAAUGCGUUGGCCCACCAGUACAAAUUUAUCAUGAUGUUUUCACUGAAAUAUACUACAGUGAACAUAAACGUUCUAUAGUGUUUAAAGAAAAAAUUCAUAAAUUAUUUGGUAAGGAAUUAAGAAUGAUUAGCCUAGAAGAUGAUUUUAAAAAUGAUGGUAUAUUGGAAUCUAACGUCUUUUCAAAAAGUGUUUUACGCUUUCUUGUUGAAAUAAAAAAUGAAAUUGGCACUAGUAGCUGUGAUCCAACUAUCCAGGCUAGUGCUUCUUUUGCAAAAUAUUAUACCCAAAAGACAUAUGGGAAACUUUAUACCUCUUAUUUCUACAAACAAUCAAGCCCAUGUAGAGCGAGUGACACAACUUUUCAAAGCUUUGUGCUUGAGAGUCAACAGGCUAAAAAUACAAUCGUAGAAUUUAUAUAUGAAGAAAAACUUGUUGAUCACAAGCUUCAUUGGAGAGCCAUAACAAAAGAUGAGCAGAAAAUUAUUGUUAAGUUUGCGUGGCAAUAUAAUCGUAGAGUACACAAACUAUGUUACGAAAUUGGAAAAGCACCAAAAUUACUCUAUAUUAGCAAAAAGAUGGUAGACAGUUUCUAUAUGGUAGUGAUGAAUUAUGUUGAGGCAGAAUCACUUUAUAACUGUAGCUUACUUAGUUGUGAUAAAUAUAAGGCGAUUUUAAGGGAUGUCAAAGAUGCUAUUGACAAAUUGCAUAAGGAAAGUAUAGUCGGUAAAGAUAAAAUUGAGUAUUACCCAUCUUUUAUGAAUCAUAAACAUAUUAAUUGGCCACCAGAAGCUGAAGAUAGGAAGAAGCUAAGUUGUAAACAUGAUAUUUAUUGGUUGGAGCUGUUGAAAUCUAAAUUCUUGGGUGAGAGUGUAGAUCUAGAAUGA
This is a messenger RNA of Racocetra persica, 1004 nucleotides long. NCBI's taxonomy places the organism in Eukaryota, Fungi, Glomeromycota, Glomeromycetes, Diversisporales, Gigasporaceae. The record is from the annotation of a GenBank genome assembly.